GUCUGUGACGUUAAGUAAUCCGUAUCAAAAAUGUAUCUUUAUUAUUCAUUUCUAAGUUGGUCGCGAGAGCGGUGUUUUCAGAAUGUUGUGUUCAAACGUGCUAGACUAAGAAUUUGGCCCCAAUUAGUCCUAAAUAUCGGUUGUUCAAACUUUGAUUGAGUUCGGCUCUGACGAAACAGUUAACCGUUUAUCUUAUCGUACCUAAAUGAGGAAUUCCGAUAAUGAGCGCACUCCACUCAUCGCUGUUAUUCCAGCGACAGCCCCAUCAGUGUCUUCGGGGUCACGACCUUACGGUGCAGCUUCACACCCGGAUCCGGAUUCGCGCGGAACAACAAGCGACUUCGUGGUGAAUCACUUGAGCGGUGAAUCCGGCCGGAAGCUUCCACAAUACAUCGCCGGGUUGGCUGUGUCCGCUGGCGCCCUGGCCACUGGUACCUUCCUCGGAUGGACCUCACAGGUGGAGAUUCCGUUGGUGCAAAACAAGGAGUAUGGGUUCCCGAUCAGUGACGAAGAGUUUUCCUGGAUCGGAUCGAUGGCCAAUCUGGGCGCAGCGUUGAUGUGCUUGUUGAUUGGUGUUCUGAUGAAGAUGAUCGGUCGGAAGCGGGCCAUUCUGGCCAUGGCUCUGCCAUUGCUACUCGGCUGGUCGUUGAUCAUCUUCGCGAAAAACGUGGCCAUGCUGAUGGUUGGGCGAUUCUUCGUCGGUAUCGGAAGCGGUGCAUUCUGUAUCGCUGCGCCUACUUAUACGGCUGAGAUCGCACAGCCUUUGAUUCGUGGAUCGCUGGGAACUUUAUACCAGUUGCUGGUCACGAUCGGUAUACUGUUUGUCUACGGAAUCGGUGACGCGGUAAACGUACAAAUGCUGAGCAUAAUCUGUGGCGCUGUGGUUCCGCUUGUGUUCGUAUUUAUAUGCUUUAUGCCGGAAAGUCCUCAGUAUUUCAUCGAACAGAAUCGUGAUUACGAUGCUUCAAGGUCGCUAAUGUGGCUGCGCGGAAGGCGCUACGAUGAGUGGGCCGAGAUCAGUGAACUCAGAGCGGAAGAGGCCAACAUUCGCGAGAAAAUUAAAACCUUCUUCCAAGCUUUCAAGCAGCGUGCUACCAUGCGGACGUUGAUCAUCUCCCUGGGGUUGAUGUUCUUCCAGCAGCUGUCUGGUAUAAACACCGUCAUCUUCUACACGACAUAUAUCUUCAAUGAUACCAAUAGUGGAGUGCUGGUGGCCACUCCUGUCACUACUGUCAUCGUCGGAGCUAUCCAGGUCGUCGUAAUGUUGCUCACUAUCUCCAUCGUCGACAAGGUCGGCCGUCGAAUCCUACUGAUGAUCUCUGCCAUCUUCAUGGCUGUCUCCACCAUCCUCCUCGCGGUGUACUUCCAGCUACAAGAAGACGAUUCCACCCAAGUGAAGAACCUCGGCUGGCUGCCGGUCCUGGCAGUAUGCCUCUUCAUCGCUAUGUUCUCAAUCGGUUAUGGCCCUAUUCCAUGGCUUAUGGUCGGUGAAUUGUGCGCCAGCAACGUCAAGGCCUACGUCAGUCCACUGGCCGGAGCGUUCAACUGGCUGCUCGCUUCCCUUGUAACGAAGUUUUUCAUCGACGUUCUGGAUGACCUCGGCAUUGCCGGAGUGUUCUGGUUGUUCUCCGGCCUAUCGCUCCUCGGCACCGUAUUUGUGUUCUUCAUGGUUCCGGAAACCAAGGGUAUCACCUUGGUGGAAAUCCAGCAGAUUCUUUCCGGCGGAAGGAUGCGACGUCCCAGUGACCAAAGCAAUUCAACGAUAGAGGACAACGAUUGAUCCGACAGCCGUUAAGAAGUGCGAGAAACAUAUACAAAAUGCUUGUGGGUAGUUUUAAUAGUAGGUUUGUUUUAUUGAAAAUACUCAUUGUGUUUGAGGCCACUUUAGAUACUAGACAAACAACUUUAAUAAAAAUGGAAGGACUUCAAAAGCAAUAAUUUUACAACGACUUUUUUUUUUAAGAAAGCUCCCAGAAAUUAGUAAAGCAGCUCGAUGAAUUAUUCAAAUGGCUCGGAACUACAAAAGACGUGGCGCGUGCACUCGAAGAGUGACUAGAAGUCUGCUGCAACCGCUUUCCGGAAACAAAGAGAAUGGUGAGUCUGCCUGAGAAUCUUGCAAAAAGAAUAGCAGUAUACUGUAUGGUGUUCUCCUUGAAACGCGUGCUCGCAGUCUUUAACUGCAGUCAGUUUGAGUGUGAUAUACUCUUAUUCGCUUGGACUCAAUGAAUUGACAGUAAUCAUUUACUAAUCGAUAUCGAAAACAGGACAGUUCAGGGAAAGAUAUGUUGAAAGUAACCACCGUAUUCAAACUUGCACCCACCUUAUUCUGCUCCAAUGAGCGUAUUGAUGGUUUGACCCUACUCAUAUCUACUGCUUUGUUAAAAACACAAAUCAAAACAAAUGUAAAAAGAGCGAAUACGUUUAUUAAAUAAAUU
Molecule: messenger RNA, 2435 nt
Organism: Aedes albopictus (Asian tiger mosquito)
Lineage: Eukaryota; Metazoa; Arthropoda; Insecta; Diptera; Culicidae
Product: facilitated trehalose transporter Tret1-2 homolog
Exons: 3
Coding region: 206-1780 (524 amino acids)
Biological process (GO): carbohydrate transport; transmembrane transport
Cellular component (GO): membrane
Molecular function (GO): sugar transmembrane transporter activity
Source: RefSeq, a predicted model, not a curated record